AUGCCAUUUAUGAUGAUAUAAAAAGAGGCAUCAUUGUUUGCUUUGAUGACAAUCUUAUAAGUCUCGGUUUGCUAAUGGACUGGAAUAGUAGGUUAUUAUUGUGAGAAUGAAAUAUUCACAAAUUUAGUAAAUGUAGGAGGCUUUAGUGUUCCUUCAUAACCAAAAAUAGCAUAAAAUACAGAUUGUACGAAUCCACCUACUAGCUAUAUUAUUCUUUAUUCAUAAUAGCAAAUAUUAAAAAGUGAUGUUGAAAUAGAGUUUAUUUCUGGAGAUUAUAUAUCAAUGGAUUUAUUUUUUUAAAGUAAUUGGCAAAAUGGGAUUGUUAAUAUAAAAAUAGGAGGAUUUAAUUAUGAAUUCUAGUAUUCUUCACCUAAUUAAUAUCCAUUAUCAAAAGGAUUUUGUGAUAAUAUAUAAUAUGAUGUAAAAACUGUAAAAUUUGAAAUUACAUCAUCACAAAAGGAUUUAGUGGAAGUUAAUACAAACAUAAACAGUAAUGGAAAAGUUUCAAUAAGGAAUUUUUAUUUAUCAAGAUUAUUAUGUUAUCCCUUAUGUAAAACUUGCAAAGGUGCAGAAUAUGAUUAGUGUUCUAGCUGUUAUAAUGGAUCACCUACCAAUAAUAUUUGUUAACCAUGUCCAGAUAAUAAGUAUCUAAUGUAAAAUGAAUGCAAAACAACUUGUGAUUUUUAUUAUCGUUCAAAUUAUGAUAGAACAUGUAUAAAGUUUUAAUGUAAUAUUUUUUAAUAAUGAAAGCAAGCCCUAUUUCUUUUGAAUAGGAUUUUCCAAAUGAAGAGAGAUACUCUCUUAAAUUUCCACUUAUGAUUAAUGAUCCAGAAUUUGAUAAAGCAAAUUUUGGAUUAUUCCAUGGUAUAUUUACUAAAAAUACUGCCACUUAUCGAUUUGUUGAUUUAUCUUCAUAUUAAUAAGGAAUUUGCUUAAUAGGAAUAAGAUUGAGUAUAUCAUUUUAUAAUGAUAUUCCUGUAGGAGGAGGGAUAGAAUUUAAAAUUAAUAAUACUUAUUAUGGAUCAAUAUAAAAUACAAAUGAAGGCAAGAAAUUUCACAGAACCAAAUUAUAUCAAGAAGAUUAAUUUAUUUGCCCUAGUUUAUGGACUAAUUGUUAAAGUUCUACAAUAUUUUUGUUUGUUGAUAUUCCAAAAUAUUCUUUUGUGUUUACAGCUCUUGGAAAUUACAAGUAAAUAUUAAAUAGAUAAAUUCUUUUAGAACUUCAGAUUCAGGAUGGAGUAUAAGAGAAUUUGAGGUAUCUUCUGGAUAUUGUCAAUCUAAUUGUAAAUUUUGUGAGAUACCUUAUGUAUGUUAAAUUUGUAAUGACGCAUUAUACAUAUCAAGUGAAGGUAAUUGUGUUCCAUGUAAUGAAUCUUAUGAAACAAUAAACUCAAACUUUUGUGAUUCUUAUGAUUAGGAAACUCAAUGUAUUAAUAUGUAUUAACUAUUUAGAUUCAAAAUUUUUAAUAAAAAAUGAAUAUUUUAGUUAGAUUAAUGAUCCAUUAUAAACUUCUUAAUAUAUUUUAGUAUCAUAAAAAGGUGUAAAUUUUUUAAAAGGAUCAUCUAUCUUUUAUUCAUUAUGGAAAAGAAAGUAUAUUUUUGGAGGAUAAUUUGUUUGGAGUUAAGCAAAGUUUAAAAUAACUCAUGAAAUUAAAAAUCCGCAUCAUAGAGUAACAAUAGGGUUUUAUAUUUUAUAUGGUAAGAAUUUUCCAUCAGAUGGCAAAUUUAUUUACACUUUUGAAUAAAAUUAAGCCAUAAUAAAAUCUAGAGAAAGUGCAGAUAUAACUAAUGAUGAUGAAACAAAAUCAGAGAGAAUGAAAUUUAUAGAAAUCCAUUUUUCUAAUACAUUAACUUUGUAUUGGGAAUGUUCAGGUGAUAACAACAAUCCUUAAGAUGCAUAUUGUGGAAUAUAUGGAUAUAAUGUUGUAGUUCAUUAUUGCUAACCUAAUUGUUUAUAAUGUCUAAAUUAUAAUGCUUGUUAAUUGUGGGAUAACUCAGUUGAAUUAAAAUAUCGUACUGCUAAUGCAUGUUAAUCUAAAAAAUAUUAUAACAAGUAGGAGUAAAAAUGUUUAUCUUGUCCUGCAACUUGUCUUACUUGUACAUCUGCACAAAAUUGUUAGAGUUGUGUAUCAACAUAUAGUCUUAUGAGAUAAGGAUGUAGUUGUUUAAUGAAUUAGUAUGAAGCAAAUAAUUAAUGUUAUGAAUGUCCAAUCGGAUGUAAUCAAUGUCUAAGUGAUACACAUUGUUUAGAAUGUGUAAUUGAAAAUAAAAGAGUAUUAUAAAAUGGGUAAUGUGUAUGUUUAGAGGGUUAUUAUUCUGAAAUUUCUAAUCCAGUUUGUUAAAAAUGCAAAAGUCAAUUAACAUGCUAAUGUACUUCAGGUACAAGUUAUGAUUUAUCUUCAAAUUCUUGUACAGCAUGUCAUUCAACUUGUUUAACUUGUUUUAAUACAAAAAUAAAUGGUUGUUUAUCUUGUGAUCUAACAAAAAAUAGAAUAUUAAAAGGAUUAAAAUGUUCAUGUAAACCUGGAUACUAUGAAUAAAGUAAUAGUUGUUUAAGUAAGUUAUCAAAUAAACUUUAGGCUGUCCAACAACUAAAAAUUCAUCUCUAACACAAUGUUUUAAAUUAUGUUUAAAUAAUACUUUGAUUUGGCAUUCAGUAACUUGUGAAUCAUGUGAUCCUGGAUUUAAGCUUGUUCUUGGUGAAUGUAUGCCUGUAUGUGGAGAUUUCUAAAUAGUUGGAUAUGAAGAAUGUGAAGAUGGAAACAAUGAUUUAGAUGAUUUAUGCUUUAAUUGCUAAUAUUAAUGUCCUAAUGAUUGUCAAACUUGUACUUCAACAACUGUAUUACCAUGCUCAGGUACAUGUGGAGAUGGAAUAGUUAAUGGUAAGGAAGAAUGUGAUGAUGGAAAUAAUAUAGAAUUUGAUGGGUGUCACAAUUGUAAAUUUUAAUGUGCUUAAUCUUGUACAAAAUGUGUUAAAGGUAAAUGUCAAUAAUGUGUUACAAAACGAUUCAACAAUAGUUUUCUAAUGUCUUCUUAAAAUUGUUAAUUAUAAUGUGGAUAUGGAUAUUUAAUUGAAAGUGAUUAUUGUUUAAGUGAGACAUCUACUAAUGUUGAUGGAUGUUAAAUAUGUAGAUUCAAUUGUAGAAGUGAUUGUUCCAAUUGUGAUUAUAAAACAGCUACUUGUCUAGACUGUGAUCCUAUUGGAUUUAAACCUUAUUCCUCAUUCUGUAAAAAUAAUUGUGGAGAUGGACUUGCCGUAUAUGAUCAUAAUCUAUUUUAUUCUGAAUAUUGUGAUGAUGGAAAUAUUAUAGACAAUGACGGUUGUAGUGGUUAAUGUAAAUAUGAAUGCUAAGAUGGAAUUAUUUGUACUAGUUGCAUAAAUACUAGAUGUUAUGCUUGCGGAUCAGGCUUUUAUUUAUCUGAUAAUUAUGAUUGCUAAUCUAAAUGUGGAGAUGCCAUCAAAACUUAAUUUGAACAAUGUGAUAUUGAAUUACCAUAUAGAGGAUGUUAAGAUUGUCUACCAAAAUGCUAAAAUUCAUGUCUAGAUUGUAGUACUAUCGGUCUUGGUUGUUUAUAAUGUUAGACUGGUUAUUAAAAUAUAGAUAACAUGUGUUAUACUAUUUGUGGAGAUCAAUAUAUUACUCCAGAUGAAUAAUGUGAUGAUGGAAAUCUCAUAUUUGAAGAUGGAUGUCAUUUCUGUGAAAAUAUUUGUACUUUUGGUUGUUCCAUGUGUUAAUAUGGCAUUUGUUAUGAUUGUAAUGAAGGCUUUACUUAUUUUAAACAUAAAUGCAUUAAAAUUUAGGAUAACUAUAAAGAUCCAAGAUGUAACUCUUCAUGUUUAGAAUGUAGUAUUGAAGGACUUGGUUGUUUAGCUUGUAAAACUGGAUUUAAAAAAAUUGAUAAUGUUUGUUAUUCUAUAUGUGGUGAUAAAUUACGUAUUGCUGAUGAAUAGUGUGAUGAUGACAAUUUAAAAUUUGAAGAUGGAUGUCAUUAAUGUUAAAAAGGUUGUCCUAUAGGUUGUUCCAAUUGUUAAGAAGGUGUCUGUAUUGAUUGUCUAGAAGGCUUCUCUUAUUUUAAAAAUUAAUGCAUUAAAAUUCAUGAUAUCUAUAGAGAUCCUAGAUGUGAAUCUUCAUGUUUAGAAUGCAGUAUUGAAGGUUCUGGUUGCUUAGCUUGUUCAACUGGGUUUAAUAAAAUUGAUAACGUUUGUUAUUCUGUUUGUGGUGAUAGUCAACGUUAUGGUGAGGAAUAAUGUGACGAUGCAAAUUUUUAUUAUGAAGAUGGAUGUCAUUAAUGUCGUUUUGAAUGUCCCAUGUCAUGUUCAAAUUGUAAUUAAGGUGUUUGCUAUAAAUGUCACAAAGGAUUUUUAUAUUUUAAACAUCAAUGUUUUGAGUUUACUAAUGCACCUCUUGCAGAAAAUUCAAAUUUUAAAUUUACAAAUUUAAUCAUCGAUCAAUUUUUUAUUGAUAAACCUAGUUAAAUCAAUAGAAUUCAAGCAAAAAUUUUUGAAUUUCCAUAAUAAGAUUAUGAUUCUAUUGGUUAAUUUGUAGAAGGAAUGGAUUCUCUUUAUCCAAAUCUAACUAUGGAGGUUUAUCUUAAAUGCUUUAAGAAUAAGAAAUUAGAGGGUGAAAUAAAUAAUUUUAGAUAUAACAAGGGUUUUGAUCAACAAUCAACCAUAUUUAUUUAUCAAUGUCAUGAAACUUAUCCUCAUUUAAUCACAUAUUCUUUUAAAAUACACAAAAAAGUGUUGAAAGAUGAGAUUUUAAUAAUCACCAUUUUUGAAGAUUUUUUUGAAUUAUCUACCUUAGUUAGACAAUAUAAACAAAUUUUAUUAUAAAUCAAAUUUACAAAUAUUUGA
Paramecium sonneborni is the source of this 4855-nucleotide messenger RNA. NCBI's taxonomy places the organism in Eukaryota, Ciliophora, Oligohymenophorea, Peniculida, Parameciidae. The record is from the annotation of a GenBank genome assembly.